Molecule: messenger RNA, 1765 nt
Organism: Mesitornis unicolor (brown roatelo)
Lineage: Eukaryota; Metazoa; Chordata; Aves; Mesitornithiformes; Mesitornithidae
Gene: GRM1
Product: glutamate receptor, metabotropic 1
Exons: 5
Biological process (GO): G protein-coupled glutamate receptor signaling pathway; regulation of synaptic transmission, glutamatergic
Cellular component (GO): postsynaptic density membrane
Molecular function (GO): adenylate cyclase inhibiting G protein-coupled glutamate receptor activity; G protein-coupled receptor activity involved in regulation of postsynaptic membrane potential
Source: RefSeq, a predicted model, not a curated record
CUUCCUGUAAUAAGUGUGUUUUUGCCUCUUUUCAGUGAUGGCUGGGCAGACCGAGAUGAAGUCAUCGAAGGCUACGAACCUGAAGCAAAUGGAGGCAUCACUAUCAAACUGCAGUCUCCAGAGGUUUUGUCAUUUGAUGACUACUAUCUGAAGCUGCGUCUGGACACCAACACCCGCAACCCAUGGUUUCCUGAGUUCUGGCAACACAGAUUUCAGUGCCGGAUCCCGGGGCACCCACUAGAGAAUCCCAAUUUCCAGAAGAACUGCACUGGCAAUGAGAGCCUAGAAGAAAAUUAUGUGCAGGACAGUAAAAUGGGAUUUGUCAUCAAUGCUAUAUAUGCUAUGGCUCAUGGGCUACAGAAUAUGCAUCAUUCCCUUUGCCCUGGAUAUGUUGGGCUGUGUGAUGCUAUGAAGCCAAUUGAUGGCAGCAAGCUCUUGGAGUUUCUUCUUAAAUCCUCGUUCAUCGGUGUUUCUGGAGAAGAAGUUUGGUUUGAUGAAAAGGGAGAUGCCCCUGGAAGGUAUGACAUCAUGAACCUGCAGUACAUAGAGCCCAACCGCUAUGACUAUGUCCUCAUUGGAACCUGGCACGAGGGUGUGCUCAACAUCGACGACUACAGGAUUCAGAUGAAUAAGAGUGGAAUGGUCCGGUCUGUUUGCAGUGAGCCUUGCUUGAAGGGACAGAUUAAGGUGAUCAGGAAAGGAGAAGUGAGUUGCUGCUGGAUUUGCACGGCUUGCAAGGAGAAUGAAUUUGUUCAGGAUGAAUUCACAUGUAAAGCCUGUGAGCUUGGCUGGUGGCCGAAUGCUGACCUGACAGGCUGUGAACCCAUCCCUGUAAAGUACCUCCAGUGGAGCAAUAUAGAGUCUAUUGUGGCUGUGGUCUUUUCCUGCCUGGGGAUCCUGGUCACCAUGUUUGUCACCCUUAUCUUUGUGCUCUACAGGGACACCCCUGUUGUCAAAUCCUCCAGCCGGGAGCUCUGCUACAUUAUCCUUGCUGGCAUCUUUCUGGGUUAUGUCUGCCCUUUCACCCUUAUAGCUAAACCCACCACAACGUCCUGUUACCUCCAGCGCCUUCUGGUGGGUCUCUCCUCUGCCAUGUGCUAUUCUGCCCUUGUGACCAAAACCAACCGCAUUGCACGCAUCCUGGCAGGCAGCAAAAAGAAGAUCUGUACCCGCAAGCCACGUUUCAUGAGCGCAUGGGCCCAAGUAGUCAUUGCCUCCAUUUUGAUAAGCGUGCAGUUGACACUGGUGAUUACGCUGAUUAUUCUGGAGCCCCCAAUGCCCAUCCUCUCCUACCCCAGCAUUAAGGAAGUUUACCUUAUCUGCAACACCAGCAACCUAGGCGUCGUGGCUCCUGUGGGCUACAAUGGACUCCUCAUCAUGAGCUGCACAUACUAUGCCUUCAAGACUCGCAAUGUGCCUGCCAAUUUCAAUGAGGCCAAGUACAUUGCAUUCACCAUGUACACCACUUGUAUCAUCUGGCUGGCCUUUGUGCCUAUCUAUUUUGGGAGCAACUACAAGAUCAUCACCACCUGUUUUGCAGUAAGCCUGAGUGUGACAGUGGCACUGGGGUGCAUGUUCACUCCUAAGAUGUACAUCAUCAUAGCCAAGCCUGAGAGGAACGUCCGCAGUGCCUUCACCACCUCAGAUGUGGUGCGUAUGCAUGUCGGGGAUGGCAAGGCACCUUGCAAAUCCAACACUUUCCUCAACAUAUUCCGGAGAAAGAAGCCAGGGGCUGGAAAUCCAAAGUAAGUGAUUGACUGCAGGC